Molecule: messenger RNA, 3038 nt
Organism: Heteronotia binoei (common prickly gecko)
Lineage: Eukaryota; Metazoa; Chordata; Lepidosauria; Squamata; Gekkonidae
Gene: ACAP1
Product: ArfGAP with coiled-coil, ankyrin repeat and PH domains 1
Exons: 23
Coding region: 1-2265 (754 amino acids)
Cellular component (GO): cytoplasm
Molecular function (GO): protein binding; GTPase activator activity
Source: RefSeq, a predicted model, not a curated record
AUGACCGUCGAGCUGGACUUCGAGGAGUGCCUCAAGGACUCGCCCCGCUUCAGGGCUGCAAUAGAGACGGUGGAAACGGAAGUGUCGGCCUUGGAGACCCAGCUGGAGAAGCUGCUGAAGCUCUUCACCACCAUGCUGGAGUCUGGGCGGCAAUAUUGCUCCCACAGCAAGAACUUUGUGGCGGGCGUCCAGGAGCUGUCGCAGAAUUCGCAGGGGGACUCCAUGAUGAGCGAGUGCCUCAAAAAGUUUUCGGAGAGCCUCAACCAGAUGGUCAGCAGGCACGAGGAACUCCUGGACACGACGCAACAAUCCUUCAAGCAACAGCUGCAGAGUUUGGUGAAAGAAGACAUUAAGCAGUUCAAGGAGACCCGUAAGGAAUUCGAACGCAGCAGCGAAACCCUCUCCAGCGCCCUCCACCAUAACGCUGAGGUGCCCCGGCGACGCCACCAUGAAGCCGAAGAGGCCGUGGUUGCUCUGAAGGCUGCCCGCACUGCUUUCCGGGCACGAGCCCUCGACUACGUCCUCCAGAUCAACGUUAUCCAGUCCAAGAAGAAAUUUGAGAUCCUGAAGUUUAUGUUGACCUCCAUGGAAGCCCAGGCCGCGUACCUCGAGCAGGGAUUCCUAGCGGCCAAGGAGCUGGUGCAGUAUCGGAAGGACUUGGCGGCCCAGCUCCACCAGUUGGUUCUGGAGUCGGCCCGAGAAAAGCGGGACAUGGAGCAGCGGCACACAGUGAUCAAGCAGAAGGACCUGUUGCAAGAUGAUGCGGUUCCUGAGCUCCGUACAGAGCCAGGGCUGGUGGUGAUGGAGGGGUACCUGUACAAGAGGGCCAGCAACGCCUUCAAGACGUGGAGCAGGCGCUGGUUUUCCAUACAAAGCAACCAGUUGGUGUAUCAGAAAAAGGCAAAGGACACCUUGACGGUGGUGGUGGAGGACCUGCGGCUGUGCACCGUGAAGCCCUGCCCGGACCAGGAGCGCCGCUUCUGCUUCGAAGUGGUUUCGCCCUCCAAGAGCUGCCUCCUCCAAGCGGAUUCAGAGCGCCACCAGCAGGCUUGGGUGUCGGCUGUCCAAAGCAGCAUCGCUUCGGCUUACAGUGAGGAACACCCAGAGCCCCUGGGGCAGCAGCCCCUGGAACGAGCCGCGUCCCUCUGUGUGGGCAAACUGCAGUCCCCCAUGGGCCGGCGGCUGCGGGGGGGCACAGACAAGCACGUGGUGGAUCAGGUCCAGCGGCUGGAGGGCAACGCCCAGUGCUGCGAUUGCCGGGAGCCUGCGCCCGAAUGGGCCAGCAUCAACCUGGGAAUCACGCUGUGCAUUGAGUGCUCGGGCAUCCACAGGAGUCUCGGUGUGCAUUUCUCCAAAGUGCGGUCACUAACCCUGGACUCUUGGGAACCUGAGCUUGUGAAGCUGAUGUGUGAAUUGGGAAAUCGCAUCAUCAACCAGAUCUACGAAGCGCGGGUCGAGGAGAUGAACAUCAAACGCCCCCACUCUGGUGGCUCUCGGUCAGAGAAAGAGGCCUGGAUCAGGGCCAAAUACGUGGAAAAAAAAUUCACCACCAAAUUCCCCGAGAUUCGGGGGCGGCUGAGUCGGGGUGGGGAUGGGCGUGGGCCCGAGAAGCCCCCCAAACCAUUCUUGAAACCAAAACCUCCACGUCUGGCUCGGGGGAGUACAGGGACCAGUCCAGGCAAUCUGUCUCCUGCAGCAGGGCCACGGGAGAGCGUGGCAUCUGGAGAAGACUUGCACAGUUUGCACCCAGGACCCCUGCUGUACCGUGCAGCUGCUUCGCCCCCCAGCUUGCCCACGAUGGCAGAUGCCCUGGCCCAUGGCGCUGACGUCAACUGGGUCAACGUGGCUCACGAGAGCCGCACACCUCUGCUACAGGCCGUGUCGGCGAAUUCCCUCUUGGCCUGUGAAUUCUUGCUGCAGAAUGGAGCCAGCGUCAACCAGGCCGACUGCAGGGGCCGGGGCCCCCUCCACCACGCCACCAUCUUGGGCCACACGGGGCUGGCCUGCUUGUUCCUCAAACGUGGCGCCAACAUGAGUGCGGUCGAUGAGGAAGGGAAGGAUCCGCUCUCCAUCGCCAUCGAGUCGGCCAAUGCGGACAUCGUGACAUUACUGCGCUUGGCCAAGAUGCGGGAGGUGGAGCUGGCCCAGGGUCAAUCUGGCGACGAAACGUACCUCGACAUCUUCCACGACUUUUCCCUCAUGGCCUCCAACGACCCUGACAAACUCAACCGCCGCAGCCACGACCUUAAGCUCACCACCUUGUGAGGAGAGCCGGCACUCUUCUUCACUGGGCUUCCGGAAUUGGAGGGUGUCUGGGAAUAGCCAGCGGGGGGGAGGGUGGAACUGUCUUCCAGGAUCUGGCUUCCAAUAUGCACACCGUCCUGGGACCCGGGAGGCUGUUGUGCCAGACUCUUUGAAGGAUGACUCGGUCGUUGCCGCCAUCUUGGUGACUUUGUGGAACUUGAAGAAGGACCUGGUUGGGCGUGGGACAUUAGGGGGCAGAUGUCAGCUUUCCAAACACCUGGCUUUGGACUCUGGACCCCCACCUAACCCCGACCCGCUCUGCGCCUAUGUUUUAUUUAUUGCUCUCUGCCUUGUCCUGGCUGUUGAUGGAUCAAUCACUGAAUUAAUUUCUUGACCGGUGCUGUUUCUGCCCACAAUCCUCUGUGGGCUUCCUUCAGUCUUGCAUCAACCGGGUGAGGAUUGGGUCCCAGAGAAGGCUGGGUAAACGUGGCCCAGCAGGGGCUGGGAAAGAUGCCAGGCUGAUGUCGCAAAGGGCAGAAACGGGGUUUCUGAUCUCGGAGACAAUGAAAUAAAGAAAGUUUUCCACGCGGUUAUUCUUUUAGACUGAAAACCCACUCUGUCCUUCUCAGCCUGGAGGGGCUGGCAGAAAGGAAGCUCAAGAAAAUGGCUGCGGAAAGGACAAGAAUGAACUCUUUUGAAACGAACUCCUUUCUGCCAGCUGCCUGCUUUUCUGACUGCUGCGGUUACCUCCAGUGUGGAGUUUUCUUUUAUUAAAAGCAAUUGGCUUGUGUUCA